Messenger RNA from Colletotrichum godetiae, 869 nucleotides. RefSeq lists its product as uncharacterized. The record is from RefSeq and is a predicted model, not a curated record. Bases 202 to 786 code for a protein of 194 amino acids. The transcript is spliced from 2 exons. Lineage: Eukaryota; Fungi; Ascomycota; Sordariomycetes; Glomerellales; Glomerellaceae.
GAACGGAUUUGGACAUCGCAAAGGUAAGCUUGUGUUCAUGAUUCUCUGUGUAUGGGGACUCGCGCUGAUCGUGAUCUUGUUUAGACUACCUGGGAUGCUGCUCAGAGACAAGGGUCCAAGGGCAUUUUCGUCUGGGAGAGCACGGAUCUCGUCAACUGGACCAACGAGAGACUCGUUGUUGUCGAGAACUCCAGUGCCGGCAUGGUGUGGGCUCCCGAGGCCAUCUGGGAUGCCUCCAAGGGCCAAUACCUCGUCCACUGGGCCUCCAAGUUUUACCCCACUUCGGACCCGAACCACACCGGCAGCCCCGGCGCCAUCGUAAUCCGCUACGCCUACACUUCGGACUUUAAGACCUUCUCCACCCCGCAAACCUAUAUUGACAAGUCCCCCACCAACAUCAUCGACCUCAACAUCCUCCCCACCGGCACGGACGGCAAGUCGUUUGUGCGCUUCCUCAAGGACGAGUCCCUCAAGACCGUCUUUGUCGAGGUCUCCACCACGGGACUGUUCGGCUCCUGGACCCGUCCCGGCGGUAGCUCCGCCGUUAUUGCCAGCGGUGUCGAGGGUCCUGCUUCGUACUGGGAUAACCAGGUUGCUGGCAAGGCGCAUGUUCUGCUUGAUUUCUAUGGUGAUGAUGGGUAUAGGCCGUAUGAGACCACUAAUGUGGCGAGUAACUCGGGCUGGACUGCUAGUUCGAGAACUGGGUUCCCUAGUGGGUUGAGGCAUGGUGGUGUGCUGCCUGUUAACCAGACGAUUUAUGAUGCUUUGGGAAAGCGCUGGGGUUAAGCGAAAGGAGGAUGUAGAGAGGUUGUAAGUUGUGUAUAUAAUCCGCAGCUGAGCGAGCUGUAUGAAUGAACAUAAUCACCAAG